This is a messenger RNA of Larimichthys crocea (large yellow croaker), 5704 nucleotides long. RefSeq names its product collagen type XVIII alpha 1 chain a (gene col18a1a). Gene Ontology annotation, biological process: extracellular matrix organization. The transcript has 42 exons. Gene Ontology annotation, molecular function: extracellular matrix structural constituent conferring tensile strength. The record is from RefSeq and is a predicted model, not a curated record. NCBI's taxonomy places the organism in Eukaryota, Metazoa, Chordata, Actinopteri, Sciaenidae. Bases 130 to 4497 code for a protein of 1455 amino acids.
UUGAAUGGGGCACUCCUCUUCACUUUUCCUCUCUGCCUUGUGGAGUCUGUGGAGACAGCUGGAAAGUGUGUGUGGAGUGGUUGUGUGGACAUGUCAUAGUUCACUCUGGGAGCUUAAUCAAGUGGGUGGAUGUGGUCAAGACUUAACAUUAUACCUAAGAUGAGGACCCAGUUUGGAGUUUUGUUUUUGUUGGCCUUGUGGGUGGCCUACUCUGAUGCUUGGUUUUGGUCCUGGACUGGUACUACAACUUUGCCACCAACAAUGGAGAAUGAGGGAUCUGGGAGCCCUGCAGGUAGUGGAGAACCACCAUCAGAGGAUAUUGCAAGGGUUGGAGCGGAGAUAAUUGAUGAGGGACAUGGAAUCCAAAAGGUUGUGCAGACUCGGGAUGAGACCACUCAGGCUCCUCAACUGACCACUACAACACAACCCAAGAAUGAACGUGUAUCAGAAAAGGCACCAGCAGGGAUUUCAUCACGCAUACAUAAACCUGAAGACAGUGGUGUCUCCCUGCUACAGCUGAUUGGGGAUCCUCCUCCAAGUGAGAUCACCCAGGUCUACGGGCCCGACAACAGCCCUGGCUAUGUCUUUGGUCCUGAUGCCAACACGGGUCAGCUUGCCCGUGCCCACCUGCCAAGCCCAUUCUACAGAGACUUCGCCCUCAUCUUCAACCUGAAACCCACUUCUGACAGGGGAGGUGUCAUCUUCUCCGUCACAGAUGCCUCACAGCAGAUUAUGUAUGUGGGUGUUAAACUGUCAGCCGUGGAGGGCGGCAGCCAAAAUGUCAUCCUGUACUACACAGAGCCCGACUCACAGCGCUCGUAUGAGGGAGCCAGGUUCCGUGUACCUUCCAUGAAGGAUACCUGGACUCGUUUUGCCAUCGCUGUGAGGGAUGAGAAGGUGAUGUUCUACCUCAACUGUGACAUCGACCCUCAGGUGAUGCGUAUUGAGAGGUCUCCUGAUGAAAUGGAGCUGGAGGCUGGUGCCGGGGUCUUCGUUGGGCAAGCCGGAGGAGCUGAUCCUGAAAAGUUUCUGGGGGUGAUCGGUGAGCUGAGGGUGGUGGGAGACCCCCGUGCUGCUGAGAGACACUGUGAAGAGGAUGAAGAUGACUCAGAUGUGGCUUCAGGGGAAGGAAGUGGAUAUAGGGAAACCAGACCCUCAAAUGAAGCCAAGGAGAAACCUAGAUGGACGACUACCCCUCCAUCUUCACGGCCCAUUCAGCAGCCACCACUGACCAGGAAAGAAGAGGUGUCAGUUACAAAAGAAACAGCAAGCGACUCCCAGCAUGUUUCAUUUUCUGUGGAGUCCAGGCCCGGACUUCCCGGGUCACCAGGGCCAGUUGGGGCUAAAGGAGAAAGGGGUGACCGAGGGGAUAGAGGAGAGAAAGGAGACAGGGGUCCUAUUGGGCCGAAGGGAGAAUCUGGUUCUGGCUCCAGCUCACGAGGUGGAGCCCGUGGAGAAAAGGGAGAACCAGGAGAAAAGGGAGCAAAGGGAAGUGCAGGCUUUGGCUACCAAGGAACGAAGGGAGAGCCCGGCCCUGCAGGGCCGCCCGGUCCUGCUGGGCCUCCAGGGCUUGCAAAUGAGUAUUCAGUCGGCAGUGAUGGAUCAGUUGCUUCCGGGGUCCCUGGACCACGAGGACCACCAGGUGCCCCAGGGCCCCAGGGACCAGCAGGAACUGAUGGAGAGCCAGGUGAUCCUGGUGAGGAUGGAAAAACUGGUCCUGAUGGACCACGAGGCUUCCCAGGAAUCCCAGGAGACCCUGGACUCAGAGGAGAGAAGGGAGAUCGUGGAGAUGGUCAGCCUGGUGCAAGGGGACCACCAGGACCACCAGGACCCCCAGGACCUGGACUCAGAUCUACUUUUAUGGACAUGGAAGGUUCAGGGUUUCCAGAUUUGGAAUCUAUUCGGGGACUGCCAGGCCUGCCAGGUCCUCCUGGCCCCCCUGGUCCUCCUGGUCCUUCUACUGCAGGCACAGGAUUUGCUUCUGGGGCAUUUGGACCACCAGGAAAGGAUGGAGCACCCGGUCAACCUGGCUUGCCUGGUUUGCCAGGUACUGAUGGAGUUCCAGGAGUUUCUGGUCCCAAAGGAGAAAAGGGUGACUCAGGCGAGUUGGGUCUUCCAGGAGCAGUUGGAGCGAAGGGAGCUCAAGGAGAACCUGGUUUAGCGGGACCUCCAGGAGAUACCGGACUGGCUGGUCUUCCUGGACCAAUGGGACCAGUUGGCCAACCUGGACCUCCUGGACCUCCUGGAUCAAGUUAUCGUGUUGGAUUUGAUGACAUGGAAAGCUCUGGUGGAGGUUUCAUCAACGGACUUCCUGGUGUCAGAGGACCAGAAGGAAGACAGGGUCCUCCUGGCUUGCCUGGACUACCGGGUAAACCUGGAUUCCCUGGUCUACCAGGGCCGAAGGGCAAUGACGGUUUUAUGGGAAGAGAUGGACAACCAGGGUUGGAUGGCUUCCCUGGACCUCAGGGACCAAAGGGUGACCAUGGUGACAAAGGAGAGAGGGGUGACCCAGGACGAGAUGGAAGCGGGCUCCCAGGUCCACCUGGCCCACCUGGCCCACCUGGACAAAUCAUCUACCAGACAUCUGGCAACUCGGAUGGUUCCAUCGGCAGUGUCGGGUCUGAGGGGGGACACGGUUUACCUGGUCAAGCUGGCUUUCCUGGUCCUAUUGGACCAAAGGGUGACAGAGGAGACCCCGGCCCUCCAGGCUACGCAGUGAAGGGUGAGAAAGGCGAGCCCGGGUUAAUAAUCGGACCUGAUGGAAAUCUUCUGACACUGGAAGGGCUAACAGGUGUGAAGGGAGACAGAGGACCAGCUGGACCAGUAGGACCCCCUGGUCAGUAUGGACCUACUGGAUUAAAGGGUGAAAUUGGAAUGCCUGGAAGACCUGGUCGCCCUGGUGUAAAUGGAUACAAGGGUGAGAAAGGAGAGCCGGGAGGUGGUUCUGGCUAUGGCUACCCAGGAGUCCCUGGACCACCUGGACCCCCUGGACCCCCUGGGCCAGCCGGUCCCUUCGAUCGCUUCAAUCGCUAUGAUGAUUCUUCAAGGAAUUACCCAGCAACUAAAGGUGAAAAAGGAGAUCGUGGUGAACAAGGAGUUCCAGGAAUCCCAGCCUCCAAUAUUGACUUUUUCACACUCAUGAAUGAACUGAAGGGAGAGCGUGGAGAAGCAGGUGUGAAGGGAGAAAAGGGAGAGGCUGGUGGUGGAUAUUAUGACCCACGUUUUGGAGGAGCACAAGGCCCAUCAGGGCCUCCUGGCAAACCAGGCCUGCCGGGUCCAAAGGGAGAUGCUGUAAUAGGCCCUCCUGGACCUCAGGGCCCACCAGGGACACCAGGCAUUGGUUAUGAUGGGCGUCAAGGUCCUCCGGGACCACCUGGACCUCCAGGACCACCCUCAUUUCCUGGAGCAUAUAGACCCAAUAACCCCGUCAGUGUCCCUGGACCUCCUGGUCCUCCUGGUCCACCUGGAACUCCUGGUCUCUCCGCUGGGGUUACAGUGUUGAGGUCAUAUGACACAAUGCUUGCUACUGCCAGACGACAGACAGAGGGCAGCCUCAUCUACAUCAUAGACAAAGCGGACCUCUAUUUGAGAGUACGCGAUGGACUGCGGCAAGUCAUGCUUGGAGAUUACAAUCCCUUCUUCAGAGAUCUGGAGAAUGAGGUUGCAGAAGUCCAGCCUCCACCUGUGAUCCUGUACCCACAGUCCCAGGACCAGUCCCAGAACAACGGAGCUGGCCAUUACUCCCAGGGUGGUUCUGCCGUAAGACCUAUUGAGCCUCCGCCACAGCCACCUGUAGACAGAUACCCUCCACGGUAUGAUCCCAUAUUCCCAGAUCCAAGAAACACAGGUCAGACAGAUGGAAGAUUAGCCACCCAUCAAACAGAGAACAGAUACCCCGUGACUCCGCAGCGUAGACCCCAUCCACCUGUACCGCAGCCUGGUGGUCAUGUGGAGGCAUCAGGAACAGGACUACAUCUCAUCGCCUUGAACACCCCUCAAACUGGUAACAUGCGAGGAAUACGCGGGGCAGACUUCCUGUGCUUCCAGCAGGCUCGUGCUGUAGGCCUGAAGGGGACCUUCAGAGCUUUCCUGUCCUCCAAGCUUCAAGACCUCUACACCAUCGUCCGCAGGACGGACAGGGACAGCCUCCCCAUCAUGAACCUCAAGGACCAAGUGUUGUUCAGCAGUUGGGAGUCAAUCUUCGGUGACGAAGCGAGCAAAAUGAGGCAGAAUGUACCGAUCUACUCCUUCGAUGGUAGAGAUAUCCUCAGGGACAGUGCAUGGCCAGAGAAAAUGGUCUGGCAUGGAUCAAGCAACAAAGGACACCGUCAAACAGACCACUACUGCGAAACAUGGCGGGCGGGUGACCGCGCUGUGACUGGUCUGGCAUCAUCACUACAGAGUGGCCACCUCCUGCAGCAAACCUCCAGUAGCUGCUCCGGUUCCUACAUCGUCCUCUGCAUUGAGAACGCCUUCACGUCACACUCCAAAAAAUAAAUCCCGUCCAUCCAUUUUUUUUAUUUUUUAUUUUGUUCUGGGCCCUUGCUACAAUUUUUAAUUCCCUGAUGACACGCCUUGUGAGUACGUGGCGUUCGAUGAACUGGCCCCUGUGGCUCUUUGCCUGGCAGAGACACUUUGCAUUGUCUGCUCCUCCCUUCCAUAAUCGCCAAAGAGAUGGGUCGAACAGAGGGGUGUUGGUCCUUUUUCUCGGGGGCAUUGGCACAUAUUUUCUCCAAGGGGUGAAAUCAGAGCGGAGAAGCUAAAGGUGUUCUCAUAUUGUAUCCAUUUUUUUUUUUUUAAAUUCUGUAUAUUACAUGUUUGUGAUUUUUAUUUUGUUUAUUUUUUGACGUUAUCAAUGUUUUACCUUUUGAACUGUUUAUAAUAAUGCUAUAUCCAUCCUGUUAUUGUUUUUGUUUUUUUUAACUUUAGGUAUUGAUCAUUUCCACAUUUUUUUUUUCCAAUUUCAUUUUAGAAUUGUGGGUUAUGACGGGGUACAGCAAACUUUUAAAGACUAUUUUAAAUUUAAAGAAGAUAAUAGAUAUUUAUUUUUAAAUGAAGUUAUGUAAGGACAAAAAAAAUGAUUUGGAGAAAAAAAAAAAAAGCUAAAUACCCUCAUUUAUAUUCUACACAACACAGACCAUUUAAUUCUUUUCAAUAGAGCUUCUGAUCAUAAACUGUGCCUUAUUACACAACCUGGACUGCUUUACAAAAUGAGCUCAUAUAGUGAACCACAUUUUUUUUGUAUGCCUUAUUCUACAAAUAUGUAAAUGUUACAGCAGUUCUUGCUCAAGUGCAUCCAGAUGCUCUUACUUCACACUAAAUUUAAAUGACCUUGUUGGACACAGACACUGCUAUAAUGAAUAAUCCCACAUUCAGAGGGCAAAAUUCCUUCUAGCGGAAAUUGAGUCCUUUAAAUCAAAUGAUGGUUUUCCCUCUUUCCACUUUAUAAAAACCUAUCAGUGAGUAAGCUGGAAGUGAUUAGUUUGCUGCUAAUCUGUUGGAGUGAUUGCUGUCAUGGGUGUUAGUGACAGGAAAACCAGUAUGUUAAGGAGACAGUUUUUGCAGUAGCCUUGCAUUGAAUUUCAGAGACUAACCGGGACCUUAGUGCUACCGAUGACAUUGACUGAACCUGUGGAUUUCCAUUUUUUACAAAUUGUGCUGUACUGUUUCUCCCAGGCACUGAAUAAAAGUCUUUUUCAACUAC